AUGAGGGAGAAGAAUAAUAGGAGGAAUAAUAGGAUGAAGGAUACGAAGAAUUAUAGGAAGAAUAAUAGGAGGAAGAGUAGGAGGGCCCAGCCCCCCCGUGGAAAAGGGGAACCUCCCGAGCUCAUCUCGCUCAUCCACAGAUGCGUAAAUCGCGAAAGAGGAGCUUUACACACAACGGCGAGCUUCGUCCCUUUUUUGAGCUCCAUUUUUGCCACCCCCAUAAGACAAUUGGCCGAGCAAACAAAUGAGAGAGGAAGCACCCACAGUGCGAAAAUAAACGAUGCUGCGGUGAAGGUACAAAAAACAGGGGGAAGGAAGAGGCACCACUCGGAGGAGCCCCCCCAUUGCACGCACAGCAGUGCCCCCCGUGAGGGGGAUGCAGCCCCUUCGCUAGAGUGCACCGCUGGAGGGGGAAGCGGCACUCGAGAGGGCGCGGUGAGUGGCGGCUCCCCCCGUGACGAGCGCGAACAGGGGGGGAAGCAGCCCGAGGAGAAGGGCCACACUGGGGGAGGAAGCGGCGGUGGGGAGAAAGGCGAUGGAGGAGGACGCUCAAAUGGUGAGAGCGACCAAAGCGAUGAAAGUGAUGGAAGCGAUGAAAGUGAUGGAAGCGAUGGAAGCGAUCAAAGCAGCCAUAGCAGCCAUAGCAGCCGGAGCCGGGAGGGCCACCCCGCGCGCGACUCCCAACCCAGCAGCAGCUUCAAGUCCAACCGAGCCAGGCACCCAAAGGCGAAGGUUCCAGAGCAAGUGCAAAUGUCGAAGCGCACCCCCCGUAGGAAGAAAAUCAUUGUGAGCUCAUCCACGUCGAACGAUAACGAGUCUUCCAUUUACAACAUUUUUGAGGAGGACUUUAGCUUCUUCUAUCCGAAUCAGUCGAACCCGUUUAGCUACUGCAGUAGUGACAAUCGAGAUAGGACGGGCCAAACGUGGGGGAAAACACCCCCCUCGCAUGAGGUUAAUGAGGCCCCCCAUUCGAAGGGCAGGACGGACCACCUCUACCACGUGAAAGGAGGGGCGGAGUACACUCAAACGGGAGAGGCAAGUCAAAUGGGAAAGUUUCAAUCUGUGUUGGCGCCGCUAAAUGGAAGUACCUUUGAGGGGGUACUCAACCCAAACGGGGGGAAGACCAAAAAGAAGAAGAAGAAAAAAAAAAAGAUGCACCUGAUGGAUGACCCGGGGGGGAGUACAAAUGGGGAGGAUAACCCGAAUACGAAUAGGAUGGGCGAGAAACCCCCCGGGGGGGCUUCACCCGAGGGGAAGACGCGCAAAGGCGCCCAAAGGAGUAGACACCCGGGCAGCCCCGAAUGGCACUCGGACCACUACGCAGCGAGCAGCUCCAAAAACUCCCUUUCGUUCAGCGAACAAGUAAACAUCUGCGAUAAAAGGAACGCCAACAUCUUCCUCUACAGAAAGGAAAACAUCCUACGUUUGAAGAGAACCCACGAUGGGAAAAAAAAAAAAAAAAACUACAACGAUAUCAUUUACCACAUAGAUACGAUUGUUAAUGUAAACAGGAGAGUCAAGGUGGUUAUUAUAGGAGCGGGUCUCUCCGGACUUGCAGCUGCCUACGUUCUGCUCAACCAUAACGUCGAUGUGACAGUGUACGAAGCGAGGAACCGAAUCGGUGGCAAAUUUUUUUACUCUUCAGAUGAAAAGAAAAACUACUUAGGAGAAGUAGACCUGCUAGUCAAUCGGAACAACCCCCUCAUCAAUUUCUGCCUUAACAAGAAUAUAUACCAUAAGGAUGUGAAUAGGCAUUUAUAUAAACACUACGUCUGUUAUAAGGGGAAGAAAAUCUAUAAGCACGAAAUGAGGAGCGAGUUUUUCAAGGCCCUUCACAAAUUGAGGUUCCACUACGAGCAGCUUUUUAAUUCCUCCUCUUUCCACAACAUGAAGGAUAAGAAGGUCCUCUUGGGUAUGUCACUUGGGGAAGCCAUUCGAACAGAAGUUGCCAAAAUGAAGAGCGAAAGAAAUCCCAAAAGUCUGCACGUCCAGAUGUAUGCUUCCUACGUAGAAGCCACGGCAGGAAUUAAAUUGGACCGCCUCUCCAUUCAGUACCUCUUCUACGACCUCAGCUUUCUGGAUGUGCUCCAGACCAUCUGUUGCAACUUUGAAAUUGCAGAGAUAUUUAAAAAAUUAAAAAAGAAUAUCCUCAUAAGGAAAAAUAAAAUUGUUAAUAAGAUAUAUGCCUACAAUGAUAACAUCAAGGUGGGCUUUAGCAAUCACGUAGACAAUAGGCUGUAUGACUACUGCAUUGUGACCGUUCCCAUUGGGGUUUUGAAGGACAGCGCCAGGUUUUUUGGCCGCACCAGGAGGGGGAGAGGCCACCCUCGGGGGAAGCCGCCCCCAGUGGGGGAGUUAAAACGGGGUGGAUUGAUAAGCCACCUUGGAGGGAUGAGCCACGUUGGAGUGAUAAGCAACUUUGGAGGAAUGAGCCACCUUGGAGGGAUACCCCCCCUUGACCACCCCCCCGCGGGGGAAUCAAACCAACCGCACAGGGGCGAUCAUCCCAAAUGGGCCCCCCCCCAUGGAGAGCCAAACAGGGAGACCCCACGGAGGAAAGCCCUAUCACUGCACCCACCCUCGGAAUCGCACAGCGCGCCCCCCUGGGGCAAAACCCCCAACCAGAACGCGUCCACCUCCAGUGACUACCUCAUCAACAACAUAGACGUCACCACGAACGAGAAUAGAAGCACCUGCAGACUCAAAGGCUCCAGCAACAACGGGGUGCUCUACUUCAGUGGGGAAGGCUGCGCAAGUCCGGCCCGCUGCUCCUACGAAACGAACAGCAAUCGUAACGUAUUCGCGGCGGAAAAAUCAGGCGAGUUUUUCUGCAGAACCGUUUGCAGCAAGGGGGAUAGAGACAAUGGUCCAAAUGACUGCUCACUGCAGAAUGGUCCAGUGGAAAGUCCCCACAGCUCCAGCAAGCAGGGGACCCUGUCGGAUGGGAAGGACACGCACAUCUUCAACGUUGGCAGCUGCGCUAAGUGGGAGAAGUACACGAAGCCCUUUUCGGGGGACCGCCCAGCCGGGGGCGCCAUCAACGUGGAUCGAGCAGAAGGGAGAAGGCGAAACGGGGGAGGGCGAAACGGGAGAGGGAUUAACGGGAGAGGGAAGGGGAAGAAACGCCCUAAGGGAUAUCCCGGGGGGAAGCCACAUGGAAACCCGAGGGGCCACCCCAACACCACCGUGAGGGACCCGCCCAACCAGGAGGGCACGGGACUCAUCGAGUUCGUUCCGAAGCUCCCCAAGUGGAAGACAAACAGCAUUCGCCGAUUGGGGGUCUCCAAAAAUAGCAAAAUUGUCAUCACGUUGAAGGAGCGCAUUGUGGAGAGCACCCAGAAUGUUAGCAUUUUUUUCGGCCGCGCAAGGGCGAAAGGGGAGGGGAGCAGCAGGAAGGAGGCGCCAAAGGAGGCGUCCAACAAGGAAGCGCCCAACAGGGGUGACUGCAACCCAGAUGACCGCAACAUAAGUGACCGCAACACAGAUGACCCCCUUGCAACUCCCGCCUUCACGCCAGACCGGGGGAGCAGCAACUCCUGCCUCGCUAACGUGCACCCGGCGAACAACGCAGCGAUGGGAAGCUUCCUCUCCACGGCGGUGUCCAAUUCGAGGGAGGAGGAAAACGGCGAGGGGGAGUUUCCCCCCCUGCAGGAGAGGAAGGAGGGGCUGCCAGGAGUGGAGACCCCCGACGGGGGAAUGCCAAUCGGGGAGGCAUCGAAGACGAUUGAGGAAGCAUCGAAGACGAUUGAGGAAGCACCGAAGAAGGUUGAAGAAGCACUCCACUGUGAGGGCACCCCCCCAAAUGGGCAGAUCCAUAACUCCAGCCAUGUCUUCCGCCCCCCCCUAAAGCGCACAGACGAUUGCAGCUUUAUGGGGUACCUCAAGAGGGAGCGCCUCAUCAGCGGGGAGAAGUUCCGCUCCACCUACAGCAGCCACGUCGAAACGAGCAAAUGCAGCCGCGUCGAAACGAACAAAUGCAGCCUCGUAGAAACGAACAGGUACAACCACAUCGUCUUCUACAGCGCGCACCCAGUGAUCGCCCUGUUCCUGAAGAAGAAGUACCGGCAGAAGGUGGCCCAGAUGGCCAAGAGAAAAGUCAUAAGCGAGUGCAAGUCCUUUCUAAUGGACCUACUCCCGGGGAUUAAAAUCGAGAAGAUAUGCUAUUACGACUGGGUGGGGAAUAAAUUCUCUCGGGGGGUAAACUCAUUCGUUGGAAGGAGGACCCUUCAGAUUGACAAGGACAUUCUCUCCUUUCCAGUGAACCGACUGCUAUUCGCGGGGGAGCACACACACAACAGCGGGUGCAGCUCUCUUGUGAGUUCCUUCCUCAGUGGGAAGAGGGAGGCCUACCGAAUCAUAGAAAAAAUGAACAAGGCUGUUUACAAGAACAAAUUGGUGAAAUGCUUUUACAGCAGGGAGACCCCCGGGGAGGUGGAAGUGCCAAGUGGGAGGUGCACCAUCACCGUGGAGAGUGGCACUCCACUAGGGAACACCGUAUGCGCCAUUGGAGGAGAUAACCUCGCCAGUACACGCGAUGGCGAGAUGAGACCGUCCGAGCAGGGGUGUACCACCCCUACCCAUACCCAGAAGGGGUGCACCAAACAACCACAGUACCCCUCCUAUGGAGAAGCUAAAGGACCCAAAGAAAUCACCAUCAAGGAUACGGACUCGAAUUACUUCCUCUACGUCUACGACGAUGAAGUGAUCGGAUUGGAAAAAAAAGAAUACGACGCCUGGUUCCACAGCGUCAGGUGCAUACUCUGUAACGAAAGGCAAACGGUUAAUAGGCUAUUCAUCGGGGUGAUUAAGCUGAAGCAUAAAAACGGCUCCUACCUCAAAUACACCUGCCAUAAGGACUGCCUCUAUUAUAACAAUUACACGUAUAAUCAUGUGUAUGGGAAUAGGUACUUCAAUCUGACUGUCCUUUUUAAUUUUCUCUUCUACAAGAGGUGCUCCAUCUGCCUUCUUAACUUCCCCUCCCUGAAGUGCAGCCUAAAUAACUGCAAUAAUUUUCUGCACGUGAACUGCGCCAGUAGCUACCUGUCCUGGCCCAACUUUAGCAAAACCAGUCGACACGAAAUCCUCUAUUGCUACAAGCACCAGUACAUGCACGGGAUUCAUCACAACUACUAUGAGGAGGAGGGCGGCGAGAGGCUCCUCCGCCUGCUCAGGGAUAGGGGCACUCGCGAGGCACAGCCGCGGCGCAGGGGGAGCAGAAGGGGGAGCGGAAGCGGGAGCAGAAGCGGAAGCGCACGCGGAAGUGCACGCGGAAGUGCACGCGGAAGCGGCGACAACUGGGAUGAGGACCGCCCAGAUGGGUGCAGCGACGGGCAAGACCUCUACAGCGACCGGUGCAACUACCGCUACACCGACUGCCAUAUGGACCGCCACACCGACCGCCAUGCCGAUUUGAACUCCCUCCUGCUGCCCCUCCACGGGUGCUACACCCCCCUCGGCGAGGGAGCAAGCCAAGCCAGCAGGAACAACGCCGCGCCUUCCGCCGCCCCUGCCCCCUUCCACUACAGCGACAAAUUCUACGACCCCCCCAGAAGCAGCAACCGUUCGAAGUACCCCCCCAUUGAGGAGCUCACAGAUAACGUGCAUGCAAACAUAAGCAAGUUACUGAAGCACUAUAGGGACAAACACGACCAGAGCUCAGACCAAAUCGAUUUGACAUCCACUCUUAGAAGCUUCAGUUAUGUGAACGAAAAUCUAUACAUGUAUGUAAAGAAGAAAUACACGAAAGCGUUCCCUUCGUCCGAUCCUUUAAAUGCUUUGCUUCGUGAGCCACCCAUCAAGAAUGAGGCGAACCCAGGGGAAGUGUUAAGAGGAUUGGAUAGGGGCCUCCUCGGGCUGAGUUACCUAAACAGGGAUGUGUUUAUGCUGAAUGGGUUGCUUAAAAUGUCACUUCUGCAUGGGGGGGGAUCUUCCUCCCAACCGGAUAUGAUGCUUCCAGUUGCAGGCAGGUACGAGGGCCUUAUGGAGGAGGCCUUUUCGCAGCACCUGUGUAGUUACCCGGAGGACACGGCUGCGCCCUCGGUGGGGACGCAGCGCCAUGGGGGAGGCACUCUGCGCGGCGGCGAGGAAAGCGCAGCUAGUGCAGCGAAUGCAGCGAAGGACACACAGAACACCCUACUCAAUGGCACACAAAACGACGUACUCGAUGAGGCCCACCCCCGCGAAGACCAAGCGGCGAAGAACCACUUCCCCCUGGGAAGCAGACAAAGCGGCGCCUUCAUCUCCGAAGAAGAUUCGGCCAUCCUAAAGGUCAUGUGCGAACAAGGGAUUUUUGGCACCCCCAAAGACGAUGGGUUUUGCCAGCCCAGCAGCAGGAACGUGCAGAUCGAUGGGAACUCUACGGGAGCGGAAGGCGAAACUGAGCGGAGGAAUGACACCAGCACACACACGCAUGGGGGGAUAAGAAGAGGGGACUCUUCAAAUGGCCUUCCCAGCGGGUUAGCAAACCGUGAUGACGCAGAAGUGAGGGAGCAAACAAGACAGAGACAGGCGCAACAGAUGAAGGAUGCCAGCCAGAGGUGCAGCUCGCACGACUACCGCGAGUCUGCCAGCCAGAGGUGCAGCUCGAACGACUACCGCGAGUCUGCCAGCCGGAGAUGCAACUCGAACGACUACCGCGAGUCUGCCAGCCAGAGGUGCAACUCGAAUGACCACCACGAAUGUGCCAACUUACCAGGGGUCAUGCCCCACGUGGACAGCGCCAAUUACAACCUCAUGUUCCAGAUGCUCUCGAACUACUUCCGAGAAGUGGGCCAAGCCAAGCGGAGGAUGAUGGGGGGCGCAGCGGAUGGGCGGAUGAGCAGCUUAGCGGACGACGGCCACUCCAACUGGGCGAGCGGCGCGGGGGACUCCUUCCCGAACCGACCCCCCAAGGAGGCGCAGAAACGAACCGGCGGCGUCAUCAGCUACCCCCCGAACGUGGCCCACAAGGAGAAUCAAGUGGACAUGGAAGCGGAGCAAAAUGACCACCGCUUCGCUAGCGAAAGGUACUCCCACCAGACGAACCCAAUCAGUAGGCACAGAACACACGACGAGGCAGCUACCCGGCAGAUGCUCAUGCGAGGGGAAGAACCCAGUCAGCCAAAAAAAAAAAAAAACGUGCCAAAUAACAACAAGCUGGAAAUGCUCUACAAAUUAUACCUCGACCAGAACAACCUGAAUUACUCAGAUGAGAAUGAAAAUGAAAAUGAGUCCUCGCCCAAGGGGACUGGCAAAAGGCUCUUCCGAAAUAAGUUGCUGGAGAAUUACUAUCACAUCUUGAAUGGCAACUUGAGGAGGGAGAAGAUCCAGCGAGGUGGGGCGGACGCGGAAAGGGGGGCCCCCCUGGAGCACCACCAUACGCAUCACGCGCAGCACACGCAGCACACGCAGCACACGCAGCACACGCAGCACACGCAGUACACGCAGCACACGCAGUACACGCAGCAUCAUACGCAGUAUCGGACCCUGCAGGGGGGGGUGCCCCCAGUGGCGCAGCAGAUGCAAGCGGCAACCGAGCUGAGCAACCAAGACAAUCGACGGGCAGACAGUUCAGCCACCUCGCGGGGUAACAACGCAACCGCCCCGCAAAGGGAAGACCUUCCAGAGGAACACUCCUCGAGCCGAGCUGCCCACCAAAGAAACGUUAAGAAAAACCAAAUGAUGGAAAGCCAAAACCAAGGUGUAAGGACCCACUCUCAAACAGAACCAACGAACUAUAUAAAAAGACAAACGCUGCAGCACGAGGAACAGCCGACCGAUUACAAGGGAACUCUCUCCAUUCACACACAGAACGAGAGGAAGAACCAAUUCCUACCCCUUGACGGAGUGACGAAAACGAGGAGACAAAAGGACAUGGACCAAGGGAUACACUCACUUGACGAAAUAACCGAGGGAGCCCAAAGGUGCAGUCACAACAGCCGUGCUCUAGGAAAGGAGAAAAAGAAAAAAAAAAAAAAAAAAAAAAAUUACACAAGUGCGGCCGACCACAUGAAUGAGCAGCUGCUGCUCAACCACUUUGGGGGCGUCGAGUCGGUUCGAAUCUUCAACAGCCUCAGCCGCACGGAGAAGGAGCAGCUCAUUUCGAUUCUGCUGAAUGUGAAGGGGGAGGGGGGCGAAACUGACGAGGUGGACGAGGUGGACGAGGUGGACGCGGCGGAUGAGGAUUACGCGAAUAACGCAAGUCACUUGAACCACGCGCAUCACGCGUAUCACGCGUAUCACGCGGAGGGUGGGGAAGACCCGGACGAGAUGGAAAUCCGCGAAGACCGCGAGCAGCAAAGGGAGGAAACCAGCCGCGGAGCCAACCACGGAGCCAACCCCUUCUCCCCGCCGACCCACACCAAGAGGAAGCCGCCGAGAGAGCAACACGGAUCAUCGAACGGGAACAACUCGACCUAUAACAUGAGAAGGAAAACGAAGGGCGUGGCUUCUUUAUCAUUCCCGUCUGAACAACCAACUGAUGACUACUACGAUGAUGUGGAGGGGGCGUCUACGGAUGGCGGUCCAUCCAAUGCGGCAUGCAGCGCUGCCCCACCAACCCACGGUGAACACAUAAGGAGGGACCCACCAAGUGGAAAUGCCAAGGAAACGAACGAGAAGGAAGCAAGCAUGAGCAGCAACAAGCAGAAGGGAAAGAUAAAGAAAAAUAACGCCUCUUCUCGGGGGGGAAACUCCUCUAAUGAAAAAAAAAAAAAAAAAAACCUACACGCAACUUCAUCAAAUGUGAGUAGCCUCGCCAGUGUGUUAAUCACAAACAGGGGGAGAAACUACUACGGAGGGGUGCUCCCCUUCUACAUGUUCGAGGGGAACAAGGAAAGGAUCCCUGCAUGGGAAUAUGAUUAUCACAUGGGGGGGGACAUCCCCAGAAGCUACUUCACCAGGAGGAACUCCACGGCAAAUGAUGCCACCUGCAGCGAGUUAGCCACGUACCAAUUCAGUCGAAGCGAUAGAAUGCACAGUGACCAGCAUGACGGUAGACCGGCCACCAGAUUUAGGGGCAACCUGACUAGCUACAGCGACUUGGAGAGGCACUCCCUACUGAGCGGGAGCAGAAGCAGGAGUAGAGGCAGGGGCAGAAGCGGGCUGUUUGGGGGGUACCACACCGAUAGGGCGCCCAGGAGGAAGCUCGCGCACGUGGGCAACGCGGCGACGGCCACCGCAGCGGUUGCUACGAUCGCUACCACCGCUGCUACACCGGGUAACCCCCUUGACGGAGCUAACCCGAAGGAACAGAUGCACACCUCGGAGCGCGCCCCCUUCGGUGCACCCCCACCGGAGGAACCCAAAAGAAACGACGAAAAGGAGACGACCCCCAGUGGAAGUAACCCCAGCCAACAAACGCAAGCCUACCCCAAAGGAACCAACACAAAAAGGAACCAUCACCAUUUGGAGAAGUUGCUCCACCUGAUCCGGAGCAGCCCACACAUGCGAACAGACAAAGAGCAAGCCAAACAAAUUAACAGCAUCCUUAGCGAAUUUGCAAACUCUCUUAACACCGAGAGGGACCUCAAUCAAAGCACCACCACCACUGCUGACGACUCACAGAUGUGCAUGUUCAAUGGGGGUCAGGAGUUCACCCAGGAUGCCACACAAAGAAGAAACAACAACGUGAGCAGAAGGAAAGACCCAGACUACAGUUUGGGGCCGCUUAUAAAUAACGUAUGUGAUGGUGGAAGGGUGAUGGGGGAGACGACUGGGGGGCUUGUCGAGGAUGGAGCGACACACCCAGGUAUGAUGGAGAGGGGAGCGGCACACACGGGUAUUAUGGAAAGCGUAGCUACACACACGGGUGUUAUACAGAACGGGCCUGCCUGGAGAUCAUUUGACCACCACAGAGGAGGAGAGGACAACCCGAGCUGCUUCACGGGGGAUGGCCAGGAGGCCCAAAGAGGAACAUCAGUCGCACCUGGGGUAGCUCCACUGGUAAACGCAGACCAAACGAAUGAGGCGCACGUAAUGGGUAGACACAUGAAUAUGGCCGGCUACCUCGGUGACUGGGGGAACUCCAGCAGCGCGGACGCGGCGAACGGUGGAAAUGUAGUCAACACUGGAAAUGCCGCUAUCCCCCCCAACCUGCCCGGCGAGGACGGGCGAAGCAAAAGGAACAACUACCAAUUGGCACCCGUGGAGGGGCUCCACAGCGCGUACGAUGCAGACCUCAACCACCUCAGCAACAGCCUGAUGGGCACGCAGGCCACCUACAGCAUCAUCAAAUACAACUUAACGAAAAACAACCUCAUCAACAACGUGCUGAGUGACAUGAAAUCAAACCUCUCCCAAAAUAAUUUGAUGAAGACCUCGAGCGGUUGUGCCUACCCCGGUGCGAUGGAGGACGCGAAGGACGUCUCCUUUUAUCACUCGAAGAAGAGGCGCAAGUUGUAG
Messenger RNA from Plasmodium vivax (malaria parasite P. vivax), 10380 nucleotides. RefSeq lists its product as hypothetical. Bases 1 to 10380 code for a protein of 3459 amino acids. The transcript has a single exon. Lineage: Eukaryota; Apicomplexa; Aconoidasida; Haemosporida; Plasmodiidae. The record is from RefSeq and is a predicted model, not a curated record. Gene Ontology annotation, molecular function: oxidoreductase activity.